This is a messenger RNA of Daucus carota subsp. sativus, 2253 nucleotides long. RefSeq names its product protein NUCLEAR FUSION DEFECTIVE 4. Lineage: Eukaryota; Viridiplantae; Streptophyta; Magnoliopsida; Apiales; Apiaceae. Gene Ontology annotation, cellular component: membrane. Gene Ontology annotation, molecular function: transmembrane transporter activity. The transcript has a single exon. The record is from RefSeq and is a predicted model, not a curated record. The coding region runs from base 306 to 2045 and encodes 579 amino acids. Gene Ontology annotation, biological process: transmembrane transport.
UUAAUUUUCAACACACCAUUUAGUCUACAACUCCCCUCCACUAUAAGCAAUCUCAAAUCUUCUAUACAAAUCCCUCACUUUCAAGUCAAACCUGCGCAAAAGUCUUCACUGCAGUUCUCACUUCUAUUUCAACUUGUUUUGCUGCAAGAAUCCCUCUAGGUUCCCCAAACAUGUAGGAAUUGUAUCCCCAGCCUAGUACUAUAUAUAGAAACUCUUGAUCAUUUAAUAUUUACCUGCAUGCCAUAGUACAAAUAACUACUAGCUAGCUAGUAGUAGUAUUGUAUUGGUUUAUUAUCCAAAUAAACAUGGUAUUCGCAGGCAGCAACGCAAGCCCUAUGACAUCCCUAACCCUACAAAUCCUCGCCGGCCGGUGGUUCAUGAUGUUCGCAUCGUUUCUCAUCAUGGCGGUGGCCGGUGCAACUUACAUGUUCGGCCUCUACUCUGGUGACAUCAAAGGCACGCUAGGGUAUGACCAAUCAACCCUAAAUCUCCUCAGCUUCUUCAAAGACUUGGGAGCCAACGUCGGAGUCCUCUCGGGCCUCAUCAACGAAGUUACCCCGCCCUAUGUGGUUCUCUCCAUGGGCGCAGUUCUUAACUUUUUCGGGUACUUCAUGAUUUGGCUUGCGGUCACCAAACGAAUCUCGACUCCGCAAGUUUGGCACAUGUGUUUGUACAUAUGCAUAGGAGCCAACUCGCAGUCCUUUGCGAACACCGGAGCUCUUGUCACUUGUGUGAAGAACUUCCCGGAGAGCCGUGGCGCGGUGCUCGGGAUCCUCAAGGGCUUUGUAGGACUCAGCGGAGCGAUUAUUACACAAAUUUUCCAUGCGGCCUAUGGGAAUGAUACGAGGUCUCUUAUUCUGCUCAUAGGCUGGCUUCCCGCGGCUGUUUCCUUUGCAUUUCUACGUACAAUUCGGAUUCUGAAAGUCAUUCGACAAGCCAAUGAACUCAAGAUUUUCUACAAAUUUCUCUACAUCUCACUUGGGCUUGCCGGUUUCAUCAUGGUGGCCAUCAUUGUAGAUAAACAAGUCACGUUCACCAAGAAUCAGUUCCGCGGCAGCACUGCUGUCGUCGUAUUCCUUCUCAUGCUCCCCCUGGCAGUUGUUGUAAAAGAAGAAUACAACAUCUGGAAGGCUAAACAGCAAGCACAAGAAGUUUCCCUCUCCCAGGUGAAUGUCAUCACCGAGAAACCAUCUCAAGAACCUCCUGUACCAGUAUCAACUCAACCGCAACCCUCACCGCAGCACGUUGCUUGCAUGCAAGACGUGUUUAGCCCCCCGGAAAGAGGAGAAGACUACACUAUAUUCCAAGCACUCUUCAGCAUGGACAUGCUAAUCCUCUUCAUUGCAAUCACCUGUGGCGUCGGUGGCACGUUAACCGCUAUCGACAAUUUAGGCCAAAUUGGAAUAGCACAAGGAUACUCGAAGCACAGCAUUAGUACAUUCGUGUCACUUGUGAGCAUAUGGAAUUACCUUGGGAGAGUAGUAGCCGGUUUUCUCUCCGAAACCUUGCUAAAAAACUACAAAUUUCCGAGGCCUCUCAUGCUCACAUCCACUCUCGUUUUAUCAUGUGUUGGCCAUCUUCUCAUAGCUUUUAAUGUCCCUAAUUCCCUUUACUUCGCAUCCAUAGUGAUAGGGUUUUGCUUCGGUGCACAAUGGCCACUGCUCUUCGCCAUAAUCUCCGAGAUUUUCGGCCUAAAAUACUACUCCACGUUGUAUAACUUUGGGUCCGUGGCAAGUCCGAUUGGACUGUACGUGCUUAAUGUACGUGUCACCGGUCAUUUAUACGACAAGGAGGCCUUGAAGCAACUGAGAGCUUCCGGGAGGACUCGGGUUCCGGGAGAGUCAUUGGAAUGCACCGGAGACGAAUGUUUUAAAUUGGCUUUUAUUAUAAUCAGUGUUGUGACGAUGUUCGGUGCUCUUGCUUCGGUUGUUUUAGUGAUGAGGACUAGGAAGUUUUAUAAAAGUGAUAUUUACAAGAAGUUCCGGGAGGCCGCUGAACGGGAGGAUCCUUUGCCUGUAAAUGAUGUUCCACCGACAAAAUCGUGAUACGUCUAAAAUCUCGUCUAUUAUUUUAAAAUUUUAAAUGAACGGGUUCUGAUAAAUACAUUGAUAGUCAAAAUAUGAUGUAUAGUGUACAUGUGAAAACCCCCAGGAAAAUGUGGAAAAAUUUGCAUAAGUUUGUACCAUUUGAUUCUUUAUUCUGAAAGUUUAAAGAUUUUAUCAAAUCUAGCGAGGGGUUGUUUUUUUCCUACAA